CUAUUAAGAUUUCAUUUAUGGGGGCUGCUGUAUAUUCGAUUUAGUUUGCAGUGAAAUGAAGGUCCAAAGGGGUUUCUUUGCACUAGCUCUGUCUUUCUGCGCAUGGGGCACAACUUACGCCACAGGUCCAGUUUAUCAGACUGUUUGCAGGCAAACAGGCGGCUCAAUAACUUGUUAUCAAAACAACACUUGGAGCUACAACGAGCGUACUCAUAAAUGCUAUCGUGUUCAACAGAAUAAGGAGCCAUGCGGCUUCUUCGAUGGCGAAAAGGGAUGCAAGGACUUCUGCGGAUAAAUCAGAAUGAGCAGUCCCAAUCUAAUAUAUGUAUUCACUUGAAUUUGUAUACAUCUGCUAACUGUUGUUGAUUGUAAUCUAUACCCAUAGAAAUUACAUUUUCAAUGGUUAUCACAUUAAGCCGUAUAAGAUUCUCAAGGAACUAUAGUAAUACGUUGGCGUUCUCUGUGACUUCAGCAGUUUCCAUGAGUGCCUUAAAUUUAUUGUAUAUUCUGCUCUUCAAUACGAUGUUUAAAGAUGUCGUCUCAAUCAAAACCACGCUUUGCAGGCGGCACGAAGCUGAAAACCCCUGCGUCGAGAAAAACACUUGGGUAUUCGAUCAGAAUGCUCGAACUUGUAAUCCUGUGACUCCUGACAAGGAACCCUGCGGGCAUUUUAUUAGCGAAAAGGCUUGCAAAGAGGUCUGUCUACAAAAAAAAAUAAAAAAAUUUUGGAGUGAACGCUUGUUGAAAAAUUAA
This is a messenger RNA of Drosophila santomea, 753 nucleotides long. RefSeq lists its product as uncharacterized. The record is from RefSeq and is a predicted model, not a curated record. The coding region runs from base 56 to 295 and encodes 79 amino acids. The transcript has 3 exons. Lineage: Eukaryota; Metazoa; Arthropoda; Insecta; Diptera; Drosophilidae.